Molecule: messenger RNA, 3120 nt
Organism: Monopterus albus (swamp eel)
Lineage: Eukaryota; Metazoa; Chordata; Actinopteri; Synbranchiformes; Synbranchidae
Gene: eif4h
Product: eukaryotic translation initiation factor 4h
Exons: 7
Coding region: 91-876 (261 amino acids)
Molecular function (GO): RNA binding
Source: RefSeq, a predicted model, not a curated record
CCGGUUAUCCCGGUCGGGCGCUCUGCGGCCAGCUGAAUCCGUUCUGCGUGUGACGUGAAGGACCUCCUCUUCCGACACACAGCAGCAGUAAUGGCGGACUUCGACAGCUACGAUGAACGGGAUCGGGCCUACGGUAGCUUUGGCGGCGGUAGAGGGCCUCGCGGUGGCAGCGGCCCUGGAGCCCCCAGGAAGCAGAAGGAGUUGCCGUCAGAGCCUCCAUUCACGGCAUACGUUGGAAACCUGCCGUUCAACACGGUGCAGGGAGACAUCGACAUCAUCUUCAAAGAGCUGAACAUCCGCAGCGUCCGAUUGGUCAGAGACAAAGAGACAGACAAGUUCAAAGGUUUUUGUUAUGUUGAGUUUGAAGAUUUGGAGUCUCUAAAAGAAGCUUUGACGUACGACGGUGCUUUGCUAGGCGACAGGUCACUGAGGGUGGAUAUCGCAGAAGGACGACGGCAAGAACGAGGAGGCGGCUUCGGCUUCAGGAAAGACGAAGGUAGAGGACGAGGAGGGUCUCGAGGAGCUCCCAGAGGAGGAGGAGGAGGAGGACGUGACUCCCGUGAGGACUUCUACGACCAGCCGGGAGGAGGUUAUAGAGAUGACGACUACAUGGGGGGGCGGAGUCGAGGCGGGGGCAGUCGUCCCAGUGACAGAAGGGGGGGAGGUGUAGGAAUGAGUCGCUUCAGAGACGGACCCCCCCGUGGAGGAACGACAGACUUCAGGGAACCGUCUGAAGAGGAGCGUGCACAGCGGCCUCGACUGCAGCUGAAGCCCCGGACCGUCUCCGAUCCGCUCAACCAGGUUGCCAACCCGAAUUCUGCCAUCUUCGGCGGAGCCAAGCCGCGAGAGGAGGUGAUCACCAGAGAAAAACCAUAAGAGACUGAAGGCCGUGAGGGCCGGGGGUGAGGCGGGAGGGGGGUACGAGAGUGAACGGAUAGAGGACUUUAACAAAGAAGAACGAAACGCCAACGAGUUGUUUAAUCGCCACAGUUAGCAUUCCUUCCUGCCAGACAGACAGACAGACAGACAGACAGACAGACAGCGAGCGAGCAGACGCCGCCCUCCUCUUCUUCUGCUUCUACUUCUCCUCCUUCUUCUUCCUGUUUGAGUUCAGUUUGAGCAGAAUAUUUAUUCGUAGUCGGGUAAAGAUGAAACACACUGACACUGAUGAAUAAUAAACCUGUAAACACAAACACAAUGAGCAACUUGUGAAUGCAUGUCCAAACUUUGGGUUUCUCAGCCCCGCCCCCACAUCUGCUUACUGUGAUGUCGUAUCUGCUUCGUCCAACCUUCCCUUUCUCUGGGUCAAAGGUCACCCACCAGUUCCUCAAAGCCCAGAGGUUACACUUGUAAAGUUUUAUCCUCUUUUUUUUUUCUAGUUCUUCCCCGCCCCCUGACCCUGAUUGGUUGAGUCACAGGCAAACCUUUUUAUUUCUUUGCUGUCGCUUGUUGUCAUGGUGACUCAUCAGUCAGAUUUUCAAGCUUUUAUCUAACAAAUGUUUUCAUAUUUUUGUCUACAAGUGUUUCUCGGUGUUUGUUUUAUUUUGCUUGUUGACCCCCAGGUGGGUGGGGCUUAAGCUGCGUCAGGACAGACUUCUGGCUUUUGACAAGCUCCGCCCCCUCAGGUGUCUGCAGCAGAUCCACCUGGUGGAAACGCUUUUGUAAAAUAACGAACGUUGACACCUGAAGCUUUAAAGAGAUAAUGAUCUGAUUCCUGUUCCCAUGAUGCACUGUUGCGAGGAUGACCUGGUCAGGUGAUGCUUCUGUAGCAGACAGAGCAGGUGUUGUGUUUACUGUCUGCUGGAUUUUCCAAUUCUGUGAGGGGAAAUCAGUUUCUUACCAGAAAACUAACUCUGCGGGAAAUGAAUUGAAAGUCAUCAGAUUUGUGAUGUUUUCCAGAAAGUGAUGAUGAAGGAUCCACAGUCUCUGUUCUCUUCACUGGUCUGUGGAGUUGUCGCUGUUUCUGCUGGUGGAAACCGAAAACCUGCUAAAUGAAUCAGUCAUGAGCCAGACGUGUCCUGUCCAAUCAGAGCGCGGGUUAUUAAAAUGUCUUCCACUGAUCCACACUGGAAAUUCACCUGAACUGAGAGCAAAGAAUAUGGAGGAAAAUAAUUCAGGGACAGACAGACAGGGGUCUUUUUUGGGGGGUGGGGGGGGUCUGUAACUCUUUUCUUUUUCUUUUUUUUGGCUCAUUUUGUCCUUUGUCUUUGACGAAGGCCCUCCCUCGGCUGAACAAGUUUUUCAGUUUGACAAGCAACUGAAAAGAAAAACAUGUUCAUGGAAGGAAGGAGAGCUGUUAAAAAAAGACAAAAGGCUUCUUUAGUUUUUCCUUUUUGUCUGUAAUUCAGUGUUUCCUUCGUGUUGUUUUUGCCUUAUUUUUUUACACGCUUUUCUGUUUUCACUGCUUAAUAACAGAAGAGGCGAUUAUAGAGUAAAACGGGAUAGAAAGGUGGAAAUGCAACAAAAAGAGUGAAACAGGAGUGUUUUCUUAAUCCUUAAUGUCUCCCUUUUAUUCCUCCGUUUUUCCUGUUUGUCGUCCUUUUCUCAGACUCUUGGUUAAAUUUUUAAACAGGACAAGUGAAGGGAAGGAGGGCAGGAGACAAGGUGACAUGGUUUUCUAACUUGACCUCCCCGUAUUGUCUUCUCACCUGUCUGUGCUUGAAUACAGCACCCGCAGACCCCGACCACACGGUGGCGCUAACAACACGUGUCGCCAGCACAAACUAACUCGAGGUUGUUAUUUCAGUGUGGAUCAGGAGGAAGACGACCUCCAGCGAGUCCGCUCUGUGAAAUUGGAAUCGCCUGAAAAAAAUCUGAAUGAUUAAUGCUGGAAGUCUGAAGUUUGCUUUGUGGUUGAAGCCGUAAAGUGCGCGGUCCUUCAUCGUCAUCUUCAAUCUGUGGGCAAACUGGGAGAACUGAAUGUGGACGCACACCUGGUCCAGGUGGAUCAGGAGAACAGGGCUGAAACCUUCAGUCUGCGUCGCUUUGUUUGCUGAUUAAACUUCGUUUUCCAGGAGGAACUUCUCUGACUGUACUAUAGAAAAAACAGCUGUUUUAACUUUUUGUUCUUUUUCUCCUUCACAGUUUAUGGCAAUAAAACUAUCAUCGUCCUACAUCGGC